AUGGCUCCCGGAGGAGGAAAGGGAGGCAAAGGCCUCGGCAAGAACGGCGGUAAAUGCGUCGUUCAGAAGCGUCACCGCAGAAUUCUGCGCGACAACAUCAUGGGUAUUACCAAGCCUGACAUCAGGCGCCUCGCCCGCCGUGGCGGUGUAAAGCGUAUCAGUGCUGGGAUUUACGGCGAGGUUCGUGGAGCCAUGCGCGACUUCCUCCAGGGUGUCCUUCAUGACUGUUGCGCGUUUCUCGAACACGCAAACCGCAAGACAGUGGUGGUGAAAGACGUUAUCUAUGCUCUUAAACGCCGCGGACGACCCAUCUAUGGAUUCGAUCCGGAUUUUAUUAAGGAGAAGUAG
This is a messenger RNA of Saitoella complicata NRRL Y-17804, 348 nucleotides long. RefSeq names its product histone-fold-containing protein. Gene Ontology annotation, biological process: nucleosome assembly. Gene Ontology annotation, molecular function: protein heterodimerization activity; structural constituent of chromatin; DNA binding. NCBI's taxonomy places the organism in Eukaryota, Fungi, Ascomycota, Saitoellomycetes, Saitoellales, Saitoellaceae. Bases 1 to 348 code for a protein of 115 amino acids. The record is from RefSeq and is a predicted model, not a curated record. The transcript is spliced from 2 exons.